Molecule: messenger RNA, 1824 nt
Organism: Tetrapisispora phaffii CBS 4417
Lineage: Eukaryota; Fungi; Ascomycota; Saccharomycetes; Saccharomycetales; Saccharomycetaceae
Gene: RLI1
Product: Fe-S cluster-binding ribosome biosynthesis protein
Exons: 1
Coding region: 1-1824 (607 amino acids)
Biological process (GO): ribosomal subunit export from nucleus; translational termination; translational initiation
Molecular function (GO): ATP binding; ATP hydrolysis activity; ribosomal small subunit binding
Source: RefSeq, a predicted model, not a curated record
AUGAGUGAUAAAAAUGCUCGUAUUGCUAUUGUCAGUGAAGACAGAUGUAAACCAAAAAAAUGUCGUCAAGAGUGUAGACGUUCAUGUCCAGUAGUUAAAACCGGUAAACUUUGUAUCGAGGUUACUCCAACUUCUAAAAUUGCUUUCAUUUCUGAAGUUUUAUGUAUCGGUUGUGGUAUUUGUGUAAAGAAGUGCCCAUUCGAUGCUAUUCAAAUUAUCAAUUUACCAACAAAUUUGGAAUCUCAAGUAACUCAUCGUUACUCAGCUAACAGUUUUAAAUUACAUAGAUUACCAACUCCAAGACCAGGCCAAGUUUUGGGUUUGGUCGGUACUAAUGGUAUUGGUAAGUCUACUGCUUUGAAGAUCUUAGCUGGUAAGCAAAAACCAAACUUAGGUAACUAUCAGAAUCCACCAGAAUGGCAAGAAAUUAUUAAAUACUUCCGUGGUUCUGAAUUACAAAAUUAUUUUACUAAGAUGUUAGAAGAUGAUAUCAAAGCUAUAAUUAAACCACAAUACGUCGAUAACUUGCCUCGUGCUAUCAAAGGUCCUAUUCAAAAAGUUGGUGAAUUAUUAAAAGUUAGAAUGGAGAAAUCAGAAGAUGACGUUAAAUCUUAUUUAAAAAUCCUAGAAUUAAAGAACGUCUUAAAUAGAGAAAUCUCAAACUUAUCUGGUGGUGAAUUACAAAGAUUUGCUAUUGGUAUGACUUGUGUUCAAGAAGCCGAUGUCUAUAUGUUCGACGAACCUUCUUCUUAUUUGGAUGUUAAGCAACGUUUGAAUGCUGCUGAAAUUAUUAGAUCCUUAUUAGGCCCAACUAAAUAUGUUAUUUGUGUUGAACACGAUUUGUCUGUUUUAGAUUAUCUAUCUGAUUUCAUUUGUAUCUUAUAUGGUAUCCCAUCUGUUUAUGGUGUUGUCACUUUACCAUCUUCUGUUAGAGAAGGUAUCAAUAUUUUCUUAGAUGGUCAUAUUCCAUCCGAAAAUUUAAGAUUCAGAACUGAGGCUCUUCAAUUUAGAUUAGCCGAAGCCGGUGAAGACUUACAAAAUGAUGCUACUAGAGCUUUCAGUUAUCCAAAAAUGAAGCGUACACAAGGUGAUUUCGUUUUGAAUGUUGAAUCUGGUGAGUUCUCAGACUCCGAAAUUGUCGUCAUGAUGGGUGAAAAUGGUACUGGUAAGACUACUCUAAUUAAAUUGUUAGCCGGUGCAAUUCCAGCUGAUGAUGGUACUUCCGUCCCAAAAUUAAAUGUUUCCAUGAAACCACAAAAGAUUGCUCCAAAGUUCCCAGGUACUGUUAGACAAUUAUUCUUCAAAAAGAUAAGAGGUCAAUUCUUAAGCCCACAAUUUCAAUCCGAUGUUUGUAAGCCAUUAAAGAUAGAUUCAAUCAUCGAUCAAGAAGUUCAACAUUUAUCUGGUGGUGAAUUGCAAAGAGUUGCUAUUGUCUUAUCCUUAGGUAUAGUUGCUGACCUUUACUUAAUAGAUGAACCAUCUGCCUACUUAGAUUCUGAACAACGUAUUGUCUGUUCUAAAGUUAUCAGAAGAUUCAUUUUACACAACAAGAAGACUGCUUUCGUUGUGGAGCACGAUUUUAUCAUGGCUACUUACUUGGCCGAUAAGGUUAUUGUCUUUGAAGGUACCCCAUCCAAGAAUGCUACUGCUAGAGAACCGGAAUCAUUAUUAACUGGUUGUAACAGAUUCUUGAAAAACUUGAACGUUACUUUCAGAAGAGAUCCAAACUCAUUCAGACCAAGAAUUAACAAAUUAGAUUCCCAAAUGGAUAAAGAACAAAAAUCUUCUGGUAAUUAUUUCUUCUUAGAUAGCGCUUCUAUCUAA